UUAUGUUUUGUAUAUAUACGGGGCUUGACUCCACAAAAUCGAUAUAGAAAAUAAUUCUUCUUCAUGGUAUCAGAGCCUCUUUCCUAAACCCUAAAUUUUUUUUCCUCCUUCUCUCUCGUGCGUUGCUUUCUGCCGCACCACCAACCACAACGCCGCCAGCAAUAAUUCUUCUGCCUCCAGCGCCGGUGUGUCCUCUCCCUAUCAAGCGCGCAUCUACCAGCGCUCUUCUCUCCCCUGUGCCGCCUCUCCAUAGCAACUGCCCUCCCAGCGUCCAUCUCCAGUCGCUGCCAUGUCUGAGAAAGAAGCAGGCUCUGGAAAACUUCCCUCCUCCGCCUCCACUCCUCAUUUGGCAUUCACAACAAUUUCUAACGUCAAGCUUCAUGUCCCGGUGCUUUUGAUUUUCACGGAACCGAACUACAAAAAGUGGAGUCGCCUAUUUCUCCUCUUGGUACGUCGCUUCUCUCUCGGCGACUUCCUCACCGGAAAAUCAGCCCCGUCCGGUGCCGACGAUGCUGAUUGGUAUCAACUUGACGCACUCCUCCAAGGAUGGAUCCUCUCUACUAUCAACGAUGAAGUCUCCGAUCUCGUGAUCUCCUCCACCGACUCCGCCGCGGAACUUUGGUGCUCCAUUCACUCCCUUUUCCAUGAUAACAAACCCGCCCGAGCCAUGCAGUUGGAACAUCAAUUUCGAACUACGAGGAAAGGUUCGCUGUCCAUCUCGGCCUAUUGUCAAACUCUCAAGAACAUAGCCGAUUGGUUGGACGACGUAGAUGCCCCCGUCUCGGAACAACAACUUGUGUUACAAGUACUUCAGGGGCAGCCGGAUGACAUGCGGGGCCAAACAUCUUUCCUGCAGUUUCAAAACCUGCCACUGACGUUUCUUCAAACCCGCUCGGCCCUCCUUCUUUUGGAACGCCAGGGAGCAGACCUGGAUGCCGAUCCUCCCACCGGUACGGCCCUUCUCUCGGCCAGCAACCAUGGUGCCAUCCACCACAAUUCCGCUGGCGGAGGUCGCGGGUCCCGCAGUAGCAGUCACGGUCAGCAUCCACACAGCAGCGGCAAUGGUCGUGGCCGUGGCAGUCAUCGCAACCGCGGUCGAGGGCUACCUUCUCUCCUCUUCUCCGAUUUCAAGCACAGUCUCGGCAUUCGCCCUUCGCCAGUCACGUAGUUGGCAGCAUGUUAAAUAUAUUGUAUAUUUAAUAUCUUUACAUAUAUUUGGUAGUUUCCUUUGUAUAGGGUUUCCUUGUUUAUAAUCCUACCAUAGUUAGGAGACUUAUGUUUUGUAUAUAUACGGGGCUUGACUCCACAAAAUCGAUAUAGAAAAUAAUUCUUCUUCAUUUAAGUAAACAAAUUCCUUAGGU
This is a messenger RNA of Cuscuta campestris, 1361 nucleotides long. NCBI's taxonomy places the organism in Eukaryota, Viridiplantae, Streptophyta, Magnoliopsida, Solanales, Convolvulaceae. The record is from the annotation of a GenBank genome assembly.